CAAUGACAAGCGUGUUUUAAAUUGCACCUAUUUUGCCGGACAAGUGGCGUGCUUGUAUGAAAAGACACAAUAUAAACCGCAGUUUGCCACAAUCGCGCUUAUUACCGCAGUUCCCGGACUCGUUUAGUCGAAGGAACUUGCUGGCGGUGCUGCUACGAUCGGUUGUGAUUGACUCUGAGGCUUGUUUAAGGUCAACUAACAGCGAGAAAAUAACUCUCCUCACUCCGAUUAAUCAAACGGUGAGAUUAAUAGCAAUAUCGAUCGAAAUUAAGUGAAGACGAUAACUUGUUCAUGCGAAGCAGUUUGUAGUUUAAGCAACGCUUUCGCCGGGUGCUUCGUGUUUGUGACUCUUUUCACUUUGCAUGAGCUCCCAAUAAGUUGGUUUGUUUACUUUUUCUAGAUUUGAUUCCAGUCAAACUUCGACAGGAUCGACUUCACUGCAAGAUUGAAAGGUAAAUGAGCACUUUGCUAAAGUAGCUACAAAGUCAUGGGCAACCAUUUGAAAAAUCUUAAGCUUUGCCUGUGUGUACGCUCUAAAGUGGUUUCCUGUUUCAAUUCCAUAUUCUGGAAGUCCACGAAAAUAUAUCAAUCAGUGUUUUAUAAGCCGACAAUCAAACAGCAAAUACACGUUACAUUCAAUUCAAGCCACAAGUGGACAACACAAAUUUGUAGUCUUAUGAGUUACUAUAAGCAAAUAAAACACAGGAUUUAUCUCGAGAGGUUCUCUUGUCAAUAAAGUCAAAACUUCAGUUUUACGACAAAAAAGAGGGGAAAUCUCAGACAGAUCUAGAAGAUAGUCUUCAGGAAAAAAAUAUAGAGGAAACCUUUAUUCAGUGGCAACAAGAAUUACUGUUCCAAUUUAAUGUAGCUAUUCAAGUGCUUUCAAAACACACCUCUAAUAUAACUAAAACGAGAUCGCAAGGUUUAGACGAAUAUUUCAGCCUUUUAAAGGCUGUUAUCAAAAGAUUUUAAAUACGACAAACCUCUUGGCACGUGCUGACGGGAUAAUAUUGCAAAUGGCAGAAUGUCUUAUAAAUCAGUGAGCGCGUUGGCGUUCAUAGGCUAUUCACUAUUUCUUUUGAAGGGAUUCGAAUAUAAUGUCAAGGGUAAACAACAAUGUAAGAGCAAGUUUAAGAAAUAAUGAGAUAACUCGUGUUUAUAUGAUUACGACUUCGAUUAAGCCAAUUUUUGCAUCUUUGUCUUUUAGAUGAAUGUUCUGAAGAGCAACCAGUGGCAUUUCGUUAUGCUCCUUAUUUUUACUGGUCUUCUUUCAAUUGGUUCCUCUCCGAUUCCGUCGUUACAAGAUCACCUUAACAGCAGAUCCAGCGCUCUACCUGCAGAAGACAAAGGACGGCUUUCACAGCAUAAUCAACUUGAUACACUACGCACUCUACAACCACCUUCAGCCAUAGGUAACCUGGCACAGGCAAAUAAAGACCAAGGUGACUUCACGCAAGGCAACAGAGACUCAUCUAAGACCACAGCGGCCAAGCAGUCGUUUAUGCAAUUAGGUGCUUCGGCCGAAGUUGGGAAAAGUUUAACAUCCUUACCUAACCAGCAAAACAGCAACAGAUUAUCAUCACCAAGCGCCGCUAAGCGAUCUUGGGAACUCCUGCCUUUGAAACCAAAUCAGCAAAUAGACACACAGUCCCAAAGAGGAAACAUCUCACCUCCCCCGGUAGUCCCAUCCCCUGAUAGUAAACACGCCACAAACUCGGUUUUGUCGUCCAAAACACAACAAGUUCAGCAAAGUAAGUUGCCUCUAAGGCAAGGCACGAAUGUCAUCAACUUUGGCAGGAUAGAACUUAAAACGGAUUGGUGCACACCUAAUCAUUUCAAGGAAACGAUCAAACACCAUGGUUGCAAAUCUGUAAGCGUGGAUAACAACAUGUGCUAUGGACAAUGUAACUCUUUUUACAUCCCCAAACGCUUCGUUUCUUGCUCAUAUUGUACGGCGUCGAAAGUGGAGACGAUGAGCGUAAGGCUAGAGUGCCCAGGACAAACUCCCGAUUUCGUAGUAAAGAAGGUGGCGAUUGUCAAAGAAUGUAGCUGUAAGGACUGUGAACUGGUACACCCCUAGAAAAGCCAUCGUGAUGAAACACAUUCAAAAAAUCAAGCCAAGGAUUCAACAAGGACAUAGUGCGAUGGACACAAAAUUUCAGUCGCUCUUGAAUAUCGUAAAUGCAGUAUAAAGCAGUAACGAGAACAGUUGUCAUGUACGUGAAAAUCACUUCAUGCCGGCGUGGAGCUAAUCAACGGCAUAGACAGUGAACCGAAAACUGGGGAGGACAAGAAACUUAAUGAUCGGAGAGAUAAUCGUCAAAUAUUUUAACCUUGUAAAAUAGAUUAUACCGUCGAGUUGUUAACAAGAUGUUUUUGAGAAUUAAUAACGUAUAUUUACUAGAGGCAAUAGCUUCCAUAUUUAAGCAGAAUUUGAAAUCAUUUAGAAAAUGUCGAAUUGCAUGUAUAGGAAUAACGUACGCAGUUGUGAAAAAUUACUCUCAUUUGUUUUAAGAAAUAAUAUUUUUCUGGACAGACUUUGUAUAUUAAAUAGAAAAGAAAGGCAUUGUUCAGUAUUAAAACGCACG
Messenger RNA from Porites lobata, 2588 nucleotides. The record is from the annotation of a GenBank genome assembly. Lineage: Eukaryota; Metazoa; Cnidaria; Anthozoa; Scleractinia; Poritidae.